ACCCUAGAAGCGCUAUGGUCUGAUAUGGACAAUAUCGUCCUACCAUCGUGGGUCAGUAGGGUGCCACGUCGUGUCGGAUCGUCCAGCAGGGCUACCGGUCUAGGCCUGGGUGCAGACGAGUGGCGCACGUUCUGCACCAUCCACCUCACGACGACACUGAUAUUCCUAUGGGCGACCUUUCCGGAUGAAUCGCGGGAGUUUCAGCUCAUUUCCAACUUCAUGGAUUUGGUCACAGCAGUGAAAUUAGCGUCCAUGCGAAUCACCACCCCGGAAAGGCGCAACAAAUGUCGUGAAUACACACAUCACUAUCUAACUACAUUGCUUGAAUUGUUCCCUGGGACUACCAUCCGUGCGAAUCAACACUUACUACUUCAUCUCCCGGACAUCCUGCGGAACCUAGGGCCAGCACCAUCAAUUUGGUGCUUC
Messenger RNA from Laetiporus sulphureus 93-53, 426 nucleotides. RefSeq lists its product as uncharacterized. Lineage: Eukaryota; Fungi; Basidiomycota; Agaricomycetes; Polyporales; Laetiporaceae. The annotation marks the transcript as partial. The record is from RefSeq and is a predicted model, not a curated record. The transcript has a single exon.